AUGAGUCAAUCAGAAGUAAAAUCAAAAACCAAUACAGUCCCUGUCAUCUUUACCAAGGGAGAUCUUGCAAAACUUCAUAAACCAGGUGUUGAGGAAGAGAUUUAUUUUACUUCUAUUAGAGAGGCAAUAGAAUGGUUAGGGUUUUCACCAUACAAGAUCACAUAUUUUUCUGAUUAUUUUGACAACUUUUAUGAAUUGGCAAUAGAAUUAAUUAAGUGUGAUAAAGCAUAUGCAUGUUCAUGUACAUCUAAUGAAAUGAAACAGAUGUGA
Molecule: messenger RNA, 270 nt
Organism: Entrophospora candida
Lineage: Eukaryota; Fungi; Glomeromycota; Glomeromycetes; Entrophosporales; Entrophosporaceae
Source: the annotation of a GenBank genome assembly